Theobroma cacao (cacao) is the source of this 857-nucleotide messenger RNA. It is a transcript of the gene DSI-1VOC, whose product is annotated as dessication-induced 1VOC superfamily protein. Lineage: Eukaryota; Viridiplantae; Streptophyta; Magnoliopsida; Malvales; Malvaceae. The record is from RefSeq and is a predicted model, not a curated record.
AUGGAACUGGAGUUAGACCCGGUGAACAAGUGCUAAGUGAUGAUCGCCAGGUCCUGGUUUUGAAGCAACCUUAGACUUGCAUGCAGUCCACGUGUAGCCAAAGGGCUGACCACGUGUGAAAACCUCGUAUCAGCUCGAGAAAGAACAAACCAUAGAAACAUAAAUAAAGCGUCCAUGAAAGCCGAAAAGGAAAAUUAGUCGUAUUCCCUUGCAUCUCGUAGAGAUCAAGAAACUAACCAUUCUUUUUAGAUCAAAAAGAAGAAACCAUGGCGUCUAAUCUUAAGCCAACGUUUGGCUACACGGUUGUUUAUGUUAAGGACGUAGCCAAAUCAGUAGAUUUCUACGCAAAAGCCUUUGGUUACGACGUUCGUCGCUUGGACGAGUCUCACAGAUGGGGAGAGCUGGAGAGUGGGCAUACCACGAUUGCCUUCACUCCCAGACACCAACACGAGACCGAUGACCUAACCGGUGCGGUCCAAGUCCCAAAAUCUGAUAGCGAGCGACCCCCAGUGGAAAUCUGUUUGGUUUACACAGACGUUGAUGCUGCAUUCAAGCGGGCGGUGGAGAAUGGAGCGGUGCCCGUGAGCCAGCCAGAGGACAAGCAGAAUUGGGGACAGAAAGUCGGGUACGUGCGUGACAUUGAUGGCCUGACCGUCAGGAUGGGGAGCUAUGUUCACGCAUCAAAACAAGAUUGACUGGAACUAAAAAGUUUAUAACCUUUGUUAUAUGUUUAAUUUAUGUAUUAAGGUAAGUUGUUAUGAGUGCGGAUGUGAAUUAUAUUUGUGAGUUUAAAUUAGUAGGAUAUAUAUAUAAUCAUAAUAAUAUUCUAAUUAAUUUAAAUUUUAUACUUGAUUUCU